UAUAGCUCCGAUGUCUGGCGCUCUGCAUCCUGCCUUUGCCCUGUAUCUAUUGCCGCAUCUGUCGAAAUGAAGGCGCGCUCUGGUGUUCAGGUCCGCGAGCGCGCACGCACUCUGCGUCACAACUCUUGUCACAGACGGACGUCGCCCACGCUCUGCUAAUGUGUUUCCUGUUAUGGCCGCUUGCAUAGGACGAAAAGACAGACGAGAUGUGUUUGUAAAUGACCGUGUGAGGCAGGCGCCGUCGGGAUGGCGGUGACGCAGCUGUGUAAGCUUGUCAGUAGGUCGGCGGUCCACGUACGCAGGAGGUACAGCAAGCUUCAGUUGUCUCCAGCGUUAUCUGAGCGCCUGCGGGUGUUUGAGUCUCUAAGGGAACAACGAGGCAAGAAGAGGAGACCUGAAGUUGCAGAAAAGCCCCUCUCCAUCCACGUUACUAGUGGACAAACUGUGAAGGGAACAGCAGGAGUAACCACGCCCCUCCUUGUUGCACAGAGUCUCAGGGCGAAAGGAGCCCUGGUGAGUAAGGUGAAUGGGGAGCUGUGGGAGCUGGGCCGCCCUCUAGAGGCAGACUGUGAACUGCAGCUUCUUGGGUUUAACACAGCUGAAGGAAGACAGGCGGCAUGGCGGACAGGAGCGUGUGUCCUUGGGGGGGUGUUGGAGGGGGUGUUUGGAGCAGAGGUGUGCAGGGAAGGAGCGUCUGAGCUCGGACUUUUCUGUGACCACGUCUUGAGCAGCAGUUCCCUAUCACUAAGUGAUGUGGAGGCAAAAUGUAAGGCGGCUGCAGCGCUCAGACUCCCUUUGUUCAGACUGGACCUGAACACAGCAGAGCUUCGGGAACUUUUUCAGGACAGUAAACUGAGGCUGCAGCUUGUUGAGGAGCAGACCGACAGCUCCACUGUCACCGUCUACAGGUGUGGGGACAGUUUAGCGGUGUGCAAUGGGCCCCUCCUCCCACACACGGGCUUCCUCAAGGUCUUCAAGAUGUUCCAGCUGUCCUCCGUCACCCUGUCCAGCCAGACGGAGUCUGCCGGGCUGACGCGUCUGCUAGGAGCGGCGUUUCCAGGAGAAAAGGACAGGGAGGAGUGGGAGAGGGAGCAGGAGGAGGCGAGGAGGAGAGACCACAGGCGUAUUGGAACAGACCAGGAGCUGUUCUUCUUCAAUGACGUGAGCCCGGGCAGCUGCUUCUUCCUCCCCAAAGGAGCCCACAUCUACAACACGCUCACUGACUUUAUUAAGAGUGAGUACCGAAGGCGAGGCUUCAGUGAGGUCGUGACCCCGACUCUUUACAGCACCGCUUUAUGGGAGCGCUCGGGCCACUGGGAGCACUACAGCGACAACAUGUUCACCGUGACCUCCGAGGGCUCUCAGACCUUCGCGCUGAAGCCCAUGAACUGUCCGGCCCACUGUCUCAUGUUCGAGCGGCGGGCUCGCUCGUGGCGGGAGCUUCCUCUGCGCUGGGCCGACUUCGGGGCGCUGCAUCGUAACGAGCUCUCUGGAGCUCUGGGAGGCCUGACCCGCGUCCGGAGGUUCUGCCAGGACGACGCUCACAUUUUCUGCACGCCGGAGCAGCUGGAACGGGAGAUUGUGGCUUGUUUGGACUUUGUUCGGAGCGUCUAUCGAGUGUUUGGGUUCUCCUUCCACUGCUUGCUCUCCACACGUCCUGCUCCGUGCCUGGGGGAGCCUGAGCAGUGGGACCAUGCCGAGCAGCAGCUGGAGAAGAGUCUGCAGCAGUUCGGGGAACGUUGGGAGCUGAACCCUGGAGACGGAGCUUUCUACGGGCCAAAGAUCGACAUCCAGAUUAAAGACGCUAUUGGCCGACAACAUCAGUGUGCCACAAUCCAGCUCGACUUCCAGCUGCCCAUCAGAUUCAGCCUCCAGUAUGUCGGACGAGACGGACAGCUGCACCGGCCAGUGAUGAUCCACCGCGCCGUCCUCGGGUCGCUGGAGAGGAUGAUCGCUAUACUGGCUGAAAACUUUGGAGGCAAAUGGCCUCUGUGGUUGUCUCCGGCGCAGAUCAUGGUGAUUCCUGUAGGGGGCAACAGUGAGUCGUACGGCCGGCAGGUGGUCGAGCAGUUCCACGAAGCUGGCUUCACGGUGGAUUUAGACGACGACCCGGGUACAACCUUAAAUAAGAAGAUCCGCUCCGCUCAGCUGGCCCAGUACAACUACAUAUUUGUGGUGGGCGAUAAGGAGCGUGAGAGUGGAGCGGUGAAUGUUAGGAGCAGAGGGGGUAAACAGCUGGGCAGCAGGCAAACGGAGGAGGUGCUGAGGUCCCUCAUACAUCUACGAGACACCAGGAGCAACCAGAACGACUUUUAACGGAAUAAAUCAUGGCUUCAUGCUCCGUUUUGUUACCUUUUUGCUUGUCUUGUGAAUGUGAAUGCUAUCGGUUAUAAUAAAAGUACAUAAACAUUGAUGUU
Fundulus heteroclitus (mummichog) is the source of this 2417-nucleotide messenger RNA. It is a transcript of the gene tars2, whose product is annotated as threonyl-tRNA synthetase 2, mitochondrial. The record is from RefSeq and is a predicted model, not a curated record. The coding region runs from base 247 to 2316 and encodes 689 amino acids. Lineage: Eukaryota; Metazoa; Chordata; Actinopteri; Cyprinodontiformes; Fundulidae. Gene Ontology annotation, molecular function: threonine-tRNA ligase activity; ATP binding. The transcript is spliced from 18 exons. Gene Ontology annotation, cellular component: cytoplasm. Gene Ontology annotation, biological process: threonyl-tRNA aminoacylation.